UAGCGCGCAGUAAAACGGUGGUUGAGGACACUCGUAUGAAUGCGUUGGCGGAUGUGUUCAGAGGCGGAAGGGUUGCAAACAGGGUUGUUCUUGUGAGUGAUGCGGUAACCGCAGCGGCAAGAGGAAGAACCCAGGUUCUACUCUAGCUAGUUAGUAUCGGCUCAAAAUUAUAUAGUAUUCCCGGUCCCCCGUUUCUCUUGAUAGAUAGUGGUUACUUACGCUUUAGACUGAUUCGCAAUUUGUACUCAGGGAAGAAGUCAGUGGAGGGAGAAAGGCACCGUUAUUUUAACAGUAUAAACCCCACGUUUCGGUGACAGCGGCACAAGCACAACAAUGGCUCUGAAAAGAAUUCACAAGGAGUUGAAUGACCUGGCCCGUGACCCCCCAGCUCAGUGCUCAGCUGGUCCAGUCGGCGAUGACAUGUUUCACUGGCAAGCCACAAUAAUGGGACCAAAUGACAGUCCCUACCAGGGCGGUGUGUUCUUCUUGACCAUCCACUUCCCCACAGACUACCCCUUCAAGCCCCCAAAGGUUGCGUUCACCACGAGAAUCUACCACCCAAACAUCAACAGCAACGGCAGCAUCUGUCUGGACAUCCUGAGGUCGCAGUGGUCGCCAGCAUUAACCAUCUCCAAAGUUCUUCUGUCCAUCUGCUCGCUGCUAUGCGACCCCAACCCGGACGACCCGUUAGUGCCUGAGAUCGCCCGCAUCUACAAGACAGACAGGGAAAAGUACAACAAAAUAGCUCGGGAAUGGACACAAAAGUACGCCAUGUAGUUUGGGGGCGGGAGGAGGAGCAGAAGCACGGAGAAAUGGCCUCGACAUCUUAAGGCUUUAGGGGGGAACUCUGAAAGAAGAGAGAAAAAUAAUAAUAAUGUUGGUUUCCAUUGGAGUGCUUUCUUUGAGCCAGGCCCCACGCACCCAGCACCCAGCACACUCGUGACCCGACCCUGUCUGGCUGCCAUGUUGUACAUAAUUCAACCUGCAAGUGUAGAAACCCCUCUCCCUCUCCCUUCCUCCCAACACCCUCCACUUCCUGUUUCCUGUCCCUGUCCCAGAAUCCACUCACAUCUAGGGUCUGUCUGCCAUGGUGUUUCUCACACCGGAACACCAUUCCUCGUCAUUUUAAGACUUGGUUUAGUAUUCCAUGUUUUCAAGGAAUUUUGUGUUCUCUAACCCUCCCACCCCCCACCCCCCCCCUCCUCUCCAGCCUUACCCCACUGUCUGGUGGUCGGAUUUGGGUGCCCGGGCAUGAGUUUUGUAUAAACCUCUUUAAGGAAUUAUUUUUAAACUCAUAAAAACCAGUUACAGACGAGAGACACCCGACUGUAGGACCUUCAGUCUUUCUGCGAGCCGCUGGUGAUUUCUGUAUUCCGAAGGACUUUUAUUUUGAUUUUCUUCUCGCUAUGUCAGACCCUCCCACUUCCUCCCCAACCCCCCCCCACCCCCAAAUUUACAGUCCUUACUGUUCCAAUCCACAUCUAUUUGACUGGUGAUUCAAGAAAGGUAUUCGUUUGACAAGUCGCCCACCCACCCCCCCCUUCCCACACACACACUCGCACACAGACAUGCACACAGACAUGCACACAGACAUGCACACAGACAUGCACACAGACAUGCACACAGACAUGCACACAGACAUGCACACAGACAUGCACACAGACAUGCACACACACACACGUACGCACACUGGUAAUUAGGUCGCAUUUGGCUUUUGUUGAAUUAGAAGCUAACCGCUCCAGUGGCUCCUGCUCUGUUGGGUUAUGGGUAAAAGGAUAUGGGUUCCAGGCAGACACAAACUUCUGUAUAUUUAAUUACCUGAAAGCUCGUCGAGCUUUGUGUGUUGAUUUAAAACUGUGUAAUAAAAAUGAUUACUAAAGUG
Molecule: messenger RNA, 1882 nt
Organism: Conger conger (European conger)
Lineage: Eukaryota; Metazoa; Chordata; Actinopteri; Anguilliformes; Congridae
Product: ubiquitin-conjugating enzyme E2 D2-like
Exons: 7
Coding region: 334-777 (147 amino acids)
Biological process (GO): protein K48-linked ubiquitination; ubiquitin-dependent protein catabolic process
Cellular component (GO): nucleus
Molecular function (GO): ubiquitin conjugating enzyme activity
Source: RefSeq, a predicted model, not a curated record